CGUGGCCAGCCGGCUGUGGGCCGUCUCUGCAGGGCCAAUUUCUUCCUGGUGCCUUCUGGAACACGCUGGGAUCUUCUGGGCAAGUAUCUACCCCGGAAGCGCUGUGCAGACGCCGGACCCCACUGCUGACUGCCAGCUGCUGUUAGGUGCGGGGACGUUGGGAAGGAAGGCGGCUGGGCAGUAAGGACAAAAGCAGCUGAGGCUCUCCAGGUCGCGGGCCCGAGCAGCCAUUCUCGAGAAAACGGGAAAGGGAAUCCACGGAAAACCCAUCCGAAGCCGCGUGCAAUUGUCCGGGCAAUCCGGGGACUUGGCCCAGGGAGGAGUGGUGGAAUGAAGGCUCUGGUGGGCGUGGCUUCGAGGGAGGACAACCGAGGUUUCUGCCCGCGGGCGAUUGCGGUGCCGUUCCCCGGGCUCGGGGUCGACCGCAGGGGCAGAGUGGGCCCCGGAACCGAGAGCGCGGACCCCUCUGCUGCGGAACGGUUUCCGCCGGGCAUCGCGCGCAACGGACCGGAAUUGGGAGCGGAAGUGCAGCGCGUUCAGUGACGAUUGUGCGCCUUAGCCCGCGAAGUCCGAACCGGCUGACGGCGGCGGAGACGCGCUGGCGGUGCCCUGGCUGAGCUGGAGUAGACUCUCGGGGACCCCCGGCGGGGGAAGGCUGCCUGCGGAGACAAGGCUUCUUGCGGACAACAGCCUCGUGUCCCAGCACCGCGGGCUGGCAUCACUUAUCUGCACUGGCUGAGAUCCUGAGAUGUUCAGAGGGGGCUUUGCCUCACACACUCACACAGUCUGCGUAUCAGCCAGCCCCUGUGCCCUCUUGAGAACAGGCCAGCAUGCCCAAGAUAGCCCUGAAUGGUGUGACAGUGGAUUUCCCUUUCCAGCCAUACAAAUGCCAGGAGGAAUACAUGAGCAAGGUCCUGGAGUGUCUGCAGAAGAAAGUAAAUGGCAUCCUGGAGAGCCCCACCGGCACGGGGAAGACGCUGUGCCUCCUGUGCACCACACUGGCCUGGCGGGAGCACCUCCGCGACGCCGUCUCUGCCCGCAAGAUUGCUGAGAGGGCCCAAGGGGAGCUUUUCCUCGAUCGCACCUUGUCGUCCUGGGGAGUUGGCACUUCAGAUGGAGACAUCACAGGUUGCUACGCGGACAUCCCAAAGAUCAUUUAUGCCUCCAGGACCCACUCACAGCUUACUCAGGUCAUUAGCGAGCUUCGGAACACCUCCUACCGGCCUCGGGUAUGUGUGCUGGGCUCCCGGGAACAGUUGUGUAUCCACCCUGAAGUGAAGAAGCAGGAGAGUAACCACAUGCAGAUUCACUUGUGCCGAAAGAAGGUAGCAAGUCGUUCCUGUCAUUUCUACAACAACGUAGAAGAGAAGAGCCUGGAGCAGGAGCUGGCUACCCCCAUCCUGGACAUCGAGGACCUGGUCCGAAGUGGGAAUAAGCACAAACUGUGUCCGUACUACCUUUCUCGGAACUUGAAGCAGCAGGCCGACAUCAUCUUCAUGCCUUACAACUACUUGUUGGACGCCAAGAGCCGCCGGGCACACAGCAUUGACCUGAAGGGGACAAUUGUGAUUUUCGACGAAGCUCACAACGUGGAGAAGAUGUGCGAGGAAACGGCGUCCUUUGACCUGACUCCACAUGACCUGGCUUCCGGACUGGACGCCAUAGACCAGGUCCUGGAGGAGCAGACCAAGGCGGCACAGCAAGACGAGCUCCACAUGGGCUUCGGUGCGGGCUCUGCUGACUCCGGUCUGCACAUGGGGCUGGAAGACACCGCCAAGCUCAAGAUGAUGCUGCUUCGCCUGGAGGGGGCCAUCGAUGCCGUGGAGCUGCCUGGAGACCACAGUGGUGUCACCAAGCCGGGGAGCUACAUCUUCGAGCUGUUUGCCGAGGCCCAGAUAACGUUUCAGACCAAAGGCUGCAUCCUCGACUCCCUGGACCAGAUCAUCCAGCACCUGGCAGGACGCGCGGGGCUGUUCACCAACACAGCAGGCUUGCAGAAGCUCUCGGACAUCCUCCAGAUUGUGUUCAGUGCAGACUCUGCUGAGGGCGCACCUGGUUCCAUGGUGGGGCCUGGGGUCUCUCAGUUCUACAAGGUACAUAUCCACCCUGAUGCCGGUCACCAGAGGAAAUCUCAGCGGUCAGACGCCUGGAACAGCACAACAGCCAGAAAGCAAGGGAAGGUGCUCAGCUACUGGUGCUUCAGUCCCGGCCGCAGCAUGCGGGAGCUGGUCCGCCAGGGCGUCCACACCAUCAUCCUUACCAGCGGCACGCUGGCCCCCCUGGCCUCCUUUGCCCUGGAGAUGCAGAUCCCUUUCCCUGUCUGCCUGGAGAACCCACACGUCAUCGACAGACAGCAGAUGUGGGUGGGGAUCGUCCCCAAAGGCCCGGAUGGAGCCCAGCUGAGCUCUGCCUUUGACAAACGGUUUUCUGAUGCAUGCUUGUCCUCCCUGGGUAAGGCGCUAGGCAACAUCGCCCGCGUGGUCCCCCAUGGGCUCCUGGUCUUCUUCCCUUCCUACCCCGUCAUGGAGAAAAGCCUGGAGUUCUGGCGGGCCCACGAUUUUGCCAGGAAGCUGGAGGCCCUGAAGCCCGUGUUUGUGGAGCCGAGGAGCAAAGGUGGCUUCUCAGAGGUGGUGGAUGCCUACUAUACACGAGCUGCCUCCCCUGGGUCCAGCGGGGCCGUUUUCCUGGCCGUGUGCCGGGGGAAGGCCAGCGAGGGCCUAGACUUCGCGGACAUGAACGGCCGAGGUGUGAUCGUCACAGGCCUGCCAUACCCCCCACGCAUGGACCCCCGGGUUGUGCUCAAGAUGCAGUUCUUAGACGAGUUGAAGGGCCGUGGUGGGCCCGGAGGCCAGGUCCUCUCUGGGCACGAGUGGUACCGGCAGCAGGCGUCCAGGGCUGUGAACCAGGCCAUCGGGCGGGUGAUCCGGCAUCGCCAUGACUACGGGGCCAUCUUCCUCUGUGACCAUAGGUUCGCCCAUGCGGACGCCAGGGCCCAGCUGCCCUCCUGGGUGCGCCCCCACGUCAAGGUGUAUGACAGCUUCGGCCACGUCAUUCGGGAUGUGGCCCAGUUCUUCCGUGUUGCUCAGAAAACUAUGCCCGUGCCAGCCCCCCUGGUUGCUGCCCCAAGUGUGGGUGAGGGAGAAGGUACCGUCACGGUGGCCGUGUCGCUUGGUCCCCUCUCCACCAGGAAAGCCAAGAGUCUGGACGUGCAUGUCCCCAGCCUGAGGCGGAGACCCGCGGGGUCGCCUGCCGCCAGGGACGCCGAGAGCACCCUGUGUGUGGAGUACGAGCAGGAGCUUGGCCUCACCCACCGGAGGCCUGUGGGACUGCUGGCCGCCCUAGAGCACAGCGAGCAGCCGGCUGGAGGACCUGGGGGCAGGGCCCCCCCUGGGGAGGAGGCACAAGACCUCUGCACCGUGUCCCUGCCACAUGAGAAGAGGCCUGCCCCGGAGCAGCGAGCGGGACGGAAGAAGAUCAAGGUGGUCGGUGGCCGCCAGCAGGAGGGGCUGGCUGCCGGUACGCAGGCAGGCAGGGCCAAGCUGUUCAUGGCGGCCGUGAAGCAGGCGCUGAGCCAGGCCAGCUUCGACACCUUCACCAGGGCCCUGCAGGACUACAAGGGCUCCGACGACGUGGAGGCUUUGCUGGCCCGCCUCGGCCCACUCUUCGUGGAGGACCCCAAGAAGCACAGCCUGCUCCAAGGCUUCUACCAGUUCGUGCGGCCGCACCACAAGCAGCGCUUUGAGGAAGUCUGCCUCCAGCGGACGGGCCGCGGCUGUGGCUACCGGCCCGAGCACAGCCUUCCUCAGAGGCGGUGGGCACCGGCAGCCCCGGGCCCCAGCGGAGGGAAGGAGUGUGACUCAAAGCUGACCCUGUCCCAGGGUGCAGCCCGGCAGCUGGACCCCGGACAGCACCUGAACCAAGGCGGGCCCCACCUGGUCUCCAGGCCAGCCCCUGCAGCAGGGGACCCCAGCAGCUGUCCAGACGAGGGGUCUAGAGCCCCCGGGACAGAGAAGCAAGGCCAGCCUGCUGUGCGCGCCUACUUGGCGGAUGUCCGAAAGGCCCUGGGGCCCGCAGGCUGCAGCCAGCUCCUGGCGGCGCUGACCACCUACAAACAGGACGACGACUUCGAGAAGGUGGUGGCCGUGGUGGCCGCGCUCACAACCUCAAGGCCUGAAGACUUGGCCCUGCUGCAGAGGUUUGGCAUGUUCUUGAGACCCCACCACAAGCGGCGUUUCCGGCAGACGUGCACAGACCUGAUGGGCCCGGCUGCCCCAAGCACAGGUACUGGGCCGCCAGGCCCCCAGGAGGGGAGCCCCACCGUGCCUCCCGACCUUGCCCACGGUGCUUCCAGGCCAGGCGCCCCCCAGCAAGAGAAACCCGGGAGGACCCAGAGCAAGAUCUCGGCCUUCCUUACACGGAGGCAGGCUGGGGAUGUGGGGGCUCCCAGCCAGCCCCCCAGCGCCCCCCGCAGGCAUGCCCCGUCCGAGUGGGGCCUGGCGUGCCCUGGCUGCGGGGCAGAGGACACCGUCCCCUUCCGGUGCCCCUCCUGCGACUUCCACCGCUGCCAGGCCUGCUGGCGCCAGCUCCUCCAGGCGUCUAGGUCGUGCCCGGCCUGCCACGGCCCCGCCAGGAGGCAGAGCAUCACGCAGGUCUUCUGGCCAGAGCCCCAGUGAGAGUGGAGACCCUGGGGCAGGCUGACGCCGCGUGGACACCUGGGCCCGCCUGGACGCCCUGAAGCCACCUUGGGGCCUGGGGUGGGCCGGCUCCCUUCCCUCGGCUGCUGGCUUGUGGGGGGGGGCGUCUGGAGCUUCGCGCCGAGCCCGGAGCCCCGGACUGGAAGGGGGGGAGCCCUCUGCGCCCUCCUCUGCGGGACCCGCGUGUGGGCAGUGGACCUGCUUUUAAUCAGGUGACCGGCUGUCUAAUAAAGUUGCUGACACUAUCGGUGCUUGGCGGAGGGCUCUGGGAAGGAAGAGUGGGCGUCUGAGUGGGGUCCCCCUCCCAUCCUGUCCACGUAAGGGCAUGCUGAGUGCUUUGUCCGCACAGCAGUUGGGAAGACGUGUGACACCAGAGAGGAGUGGAGUCUGGGACAUCCCCACGUCCACCGCAGCCGCUGGACCUGGUGCGGGGGCGCGCCCUCACAGGCCCCAUCCCUGGACUCUGUUCCCAAGCAGGCUGGCGCCAGGCUGGGGGGAGAGGGGGCUUCCUGGCGGGGGAGGGGCCACGGGGUGGUGACGCUGCUGAAAACCGGGUCAAAGCAUGGUCCCCUGGAGGUCGUGAGCCCUCCCCCAGGGGCGUG
This is a messenger RNA of Ailuropoda melanoleuca (giant panda), 5296 nucleotides long. It is a transcript of the gene RTEL1, whose product is annotated as regulator of telomere elongation helicase 1. Gene Ontology annotation, cellular component: nucleus. NCBI's taxonomy places the organism in Eukaryota, Metazoa, Chordata, Mammalia, Carnivora, Ursidae. The record is from RefSeq and is a predicted model, not a curated record. Gene Ontology annotation, molecular function: DNA polymerase binding; DNA helicase activity; hydrolase activity, acting on acid anhydrides, in phosphorus-containing anhydrides. The transcript has 36 exons. Gene Ontology annotation, biological process: DNA recombination; DNA repair; negative regulation of t-circle formation. The coding region runs from base 831 to 4673 and encodes 1280 amino acids.